AGGGGAGAUCGGUGAGAAGGUCCGCACUUCCGUCCUCAGGGCUUUCUCCCCAGGAGACCCGGUAUCAGUGGCGAGCCUGGCUCUCUUUGCGCCGCUCCCAGGUUUGGCGCCUGGAAAACUCCACGUUCUGCUUUCUCCUGCUCCUGGCUCCGCCCCAGCUCCAGACCUGGCUUCCCUCCUGCCCUACCCGUCCCGGCCGCCCCCUUCCCGCUGCCUCUAGCGUGGGCGUGCGGGGACAUCUCCGUGCUUGCCCUGGGCCCAAGGCUGGGCUGAGAAUAUCAAGAGCCCCUCUCCGGUGGGUCAUGGGCAGCUGACCCUGGGGUUCUCCCUUUAGCUCCCUGAGCGCAGCCAGGAAUUCCCUCCCACCGUAGCCGCUCAGUCCUUGGAAGGCCCUGGACGCUGCGCCCUCGUGUCCCCACUUUGUAGCGAGACUGGCACCCGGAGGAACCUGGAGCUUGGAGACACUCUUGCGCCUAGCCAGUCAGAGGACUGGGCGCAGCAGCCAAGCGGCGGCCAGACGCGCGGCUUCAGCGGCCCGGAUAAGGCGACGGUGCACGGGGGCGCAGUUCGGGCGCCCAGCUCCAGCUCCGGAGGAAGUCCCUCUCACCGCGCCGGGAGCGCGAGGGACUCGCCCUGGGCGCCCUCCCAGGAGGCCUCCUCCCCAGUCCUCAGGACCGUCCUUAGGGCGUGAGGAGGAGCUUGCUGGAGACUUCGAGGCUGUCCAGAGCCAGAGAGCGGGAGCGUCUGUCUCCUGCCUCAGCUGGGAAGGGGGAGUGGCGCUGGCCGCCCGAGCUGGGAACCCAGCGAGCGCCUGACCUUCCUCCUCCUCUUCCUUACCCUCUUCGUUACUCAGGCUCCGGGGGAAGGUUCUAGUGACCGAAGGAGCCCUCCCUCCACUCCUUUUCCUAGAAGGCUGGUGAUGGAUCUCCUGCUUCUGCCCCUGCCGGGGCACUUGGAGCCCGCUGGUGGCGCCUGAGCCGAGAACUGCCCUCCACCACCCUCGGCGGGCCUCAGGCCGACCCCGCCUGGCACCCUCGCCUGAGCCCCCUUCCUUUCUGGGCCCCAAAUUGCUAGCGUUCGGAGAGCUGGAAGAGGGUGGCCCUCAGGCACAGCCCCGCCGAGAUGUCCGCGCAGAGCCUGCUCCACAGUGUCUUCUCCUGCUCCUCGCCGGCCUCGGGCAGCGCGGCCUCAACCAAGGGCUUCUCCAAGAGGAAGCUGCGCCAGACCCGCAGCCUGGACCCGGCUCUGAUCGGCGGCUGCGGGAGCGAGGCGGGUAUGGAGGGCGGCUCGCGGUGGGCCACCGGGAGCCGCCUCUGCUCCCCGCUGUCCCUGGCCGACGCUUUCGGCUCCCGCUCGGCGUCCAGUCCCCGGGGUCCACACCCCCGGGCCAACCGACUCCCGCCCCCUAGACCCCUGUGCUCCUCGUUCUCCACACCCAGCACCCCUCAGGAGAAGUCGCCAUCUGGCAGCUUCCACUUUGACUAUGAGGUCCCCCUGGGUCGCAGCGGCCUCAAGAAGGGCAUGGUGUGGGACCUGCCUUCGGUCCUAGCCGGGCCGGGCAGUGGCCGCAGCGCCAUCCUCUGCUCCUCUGGGGGAGGCCCCAACGGCAUCUUCGCUUCUCCCAGGAGGUGGCUCCAGCAGAGAAAGUUCCAGUCCCCACCAGACAGUCACCACGGCCAACCCUACGUCGUGUGGAAGUCUGAGGGUGAUUUCACCUGGAACAGCAUGUCGGGCCGCAGCGUGCGGCUGAGGUCAGUCCCCAUCCAGAGCCUCUCGGAGCUGGAGCGAGCCCGGCUACAGGAAGUGGCUUUUUAUCAGCUGCAGCAGGACUGUGACCUGAGCUGUCAGAUCACCAUUCCCAAAGAUGGACAAAAGAGAAAGAAAUCCUUGAGAAAGAAACUGGAUUCACUAGGGAAGGAGAAAAACAAAGACAGAGAAUUCAUCCCACAGGCAUUUGGAAUGCCCUUAUCCCAAGUCAUUGCGAAUGACCGGGCCUAUAAACUCAAGCAGGAUUUGCAGAGGGAUGAGCAGAAGGAUGCAUCUGAUUUUGUGGCGUCCCUCCUCCCGUUUGGAAAUAAAAGGCAAAACAAAGAACUCUCAAGCAGUAACUCAUCUCUCAGCUCCACCUCGGAAACACCAAAUGAGUCAACAUCCCCAAACACCCCGGAGCCGGCUCCUCGGGCCAGGAGAAGGGGUGCAAUGUCAGUGGAUUCUAUCACCGAUCUUGAUGACAAUCAGUCUCGACUGCUGGAAGCUUUACAACUCUCCUUGCCUGCUGAGGCUCCAAAUAAAAAAGAAAAAGCCAGAGAUAAGAAACUCAGUCUGAAUCCUAUUUACAGACAGGUCCCCAGGCUGGUGGACAGCUGCUGUCAACAUCUAGAAAAACAUGGCCUCCAGACAGUGGGGAUAUUCCGAGUUGGAAGCUCAAAAAAGAGAGUGAGACAACUACGUGAGGAAUUUGACCGUGGGGUUGAUGUCUCUCUGGAGGAGGAGCACAGCGUUCAUGAUGUGGCGGCCUUGUUGAAGGAGUUCCUGAGGGACAUGCCGGACCCCCUUCUCACCAGGGAGCUGUACACAGCUUUCAUCAAUACUCUCUUGCUGGAGCCAGAGGAACAGCUGAGCACCUUGCAGCUCCUCAUCUACCUUCUACCUCCCUGCAACUGCGACACGCUCCACCGCCUGCUGCAGUUCCUCUCCAUCGUGGCCAGGCAUGCCGAGGACGACGUCAGCAAAGACGGGCAGGAGGUCACUGGGAACAAAAUGACAUCUCUAAACUUGGCCACCAUAUUUGGACCCAACCUGCUGCACAAGCAGAAGUCAUCAGACAAAGAAUUCUCGGUCCAGAGUUCAGCCCGGGCUGAAGAGAGCACAGCCAUCAUUGCUGUGGUGCAGAAAAUGAUUGAAAAUUAUGAAGCCCUAUUCAUGGUUCCCCCAGAUCGUCAGAAUGAAGUGCUGAUCAGCCUGCUGGAGACCGAUCCUGACGUAGUGGACUAUUUGCUCAGAAGGAAGGCCUCGCAGUCGUCAAGCCCUGACAUGCUGAGGUCGGAAGUUUCCUUUUCCAUGGGAGGAAGGCACUCGUCCACAGACUCCAACAAGGCCUCCAGCGGAGACCUCUCCCCUUAUGACAACAACUCCCCAGUGCUGUCUGAACGCUCCCUGCUGGCUAUGCAAGAGGAUGCGGCCCCGGGGGGCUCGGAGAAGCUUUACAAAGGGCCGGAGCAGUAUGUGCUGGUGGGCCACCUGCCAUCUUCAAAGUCAAGGGAGAGUUCUCCUGGAUCAAGACUUGGGAAAGAUAUGGCAGAGGAGGCUUUCAAUAUCUGGGGAACUUGGCAUUCAACUUUAAAAAGUGGAUCCAAAGACCCAGGAAUGACAGGUUCCUACGGAGACAUUUUUGAGAGCAGCUCCCUACGACCGGGGCCGUGCUCCCUUUCUCAACAAGACGUCGCCGAGAGCGAGCCGGACGUGGCCUGGCCGCAGAGGAGAGCCAAGCCUCCGCCCCAGAGACCUGGAGAGGGUGCCAAGCAUGACAAGAGGCCUCCUCCGCCUUAUCCUGGUCCAGGGAAGCAGGCGUCAGCAGCGGCCCACCAGCCCGCGGAGCCACCGCUGUGGAGGCCGCAGAGGCCGGAGGAAGGCUCUGGAGCCGCUCUGGAGGAGGGAAGCCAAACAGCCGAGCGGGAGCAUCAGGCCGCCCAGCAAAAAGUGAGCAGCGCCCACCCCGGUCCUUCCAGCGAUCAGAACAGUAAGACCUUGGGGGACCCCAGCUGGCUCGACUGGCAGAGAGAGCGGUGGCAGAUCUGGGAGCUCUUAUCCACCGACAACCCCGAUGCCCUCCCGGAAACGCUGGUAUGAGCCCCACAGGCUCGAACCCUCCCGUCCCCAGCAGCCUUCUUCAACUCAGUAGGGGAAAAAGUGGGUGUGGAACAAUUGGGCACUUCCUUAUUUUUCUUCCUUUACACUUAAAAAAAAAAACCACGAGAGAAAACUCAGUUCACUUAAAGAUAGAGAGCACUAUUACCCUGGCCAUUUAUAAUAAGAUUCUAUUGCAUAGCCAGCCUUCAGAAAAAAACAAAAACAAAAAAUGGCUGUUAAUACCCAGUCUAAAAGCUGUUCACAUUGGCUCUGUAUGCGGCAAAACUCUCGCUUUGGUAUCGCUUAACUGUAUUUAUGUGUCUUCAGUUUUGACUCUUGUAUAUCUGUAACAGAUUAUAUAUGAUAAUCGUAUAUGUUAUAUUCACAAAAAACAGAAGGAACAAAAUUUUUUAAUCACUUCACUGAUUCUAAGUAAUGAGAGUCUGUAGAAUGUUCUAGAAUAUGCACAAGCGGGUUUCUGUGCUUUUGCCAUAGCUUUUUAACUGAGGACAGCCCUUCCUUCAAUGCCUAAGGAAAACACUAACAAAACAAAGUAAAACAGAAUAUGACAAGCCAUAUUUUUAUAUAGUAGUGAGAUACAAAAAAGUAUAGUCACUGAAUGCUUUUUCAUAUUGAAUACGUUUUAAGGAAAAUAUUAAAUUUGAUACAUUAUGGAAUAUAUUUUUAGAAUCUGUUUAAGAAAGAAUUCAGUUAAUGAAGCAAGAGAAAGGCCGUGCCUGACAAAGAAAGAAUAAUUAAGUUGUACUUCCCAUUUUAGGUCAAACUCAAUUUUAUAUAGACCAUAUAUAAUAUAUAUUUAUGAUGUACGAUUUUUUUUUCAAAACUGCAAACUGGAAUCCAACUAUAAAGUGUUUAAGAAUCAAAAUAGAGUAUUCAAAUGACAGAACUUGGUUUUUCCUUUUGCCCCAUAAUCAGUAUUAACCAAAUUUUAUGCAGUGCUUUGUAAAGUAAAUCAUAUUUGGAAGAAAAAAAACUAAAGCUUUGUAUUUACAUUGUGCCAAAGGCUGAGGAAAUGUUUUCUUUGGUAACUUUCUGUGUAAUGUAAAACUCCUACCGCACUUCAGUAGUAAAUUUGAAGUUUUUCAAGUGCAAAACAAUAUUUGACCAGCAGGUGGCGAUUCGCUUCAGUAUUUUAUGAGAUUUUUUUUUUCACUUCAUAAGGGAAUGUGUAUUAUAGAAAAAGAAUUUUUUUUAUAAAACAUGCUACAUCUUAAUUUUCAUGUUGGCGAUGACAUUUUCAGUGGUGUUUCUUAAAGUUCUUGUGCCAUAAUGAAUAAAAAGUUAAGCAAA
Vicugna pacos (alpaca) is the source of this 5160-nucleotide messenger RNA. The record is from RefSeq and is a predicted model, not a curated record. Lineage: Eukaryota; Metazoa; Chordata; Mammalia; Artiodactyla; Camelidae.